Molecule: messenger RNA, 309 nt
Organism: Marasmius oreades (fairy-ring Marasmius)
Lineage: Eukaryota; Fungi; Basidiomycota; Agaricomycetes; Agaricales; Marasmiaceae
Exons: 3
Coding region: 1-309 (102 amino acids)
Molecular function (GO): NAD+ binding
Source: RefSeq, a predicted model, not a curated record
AUGCCGGCGUCUACUGAUAUGCAAGCCUUUCAAGCAACACUAUCAGCUUCUAAAAACAUUAUUGCGGUCGCUGGCGCUGGUCUUUCUGCCGCAUCUGGGAUUCCUACUUUCAGAGGCCUCGGAGGUUUAUGGAGGAAAUAUGACGCAAUUGAACUGGCGACACCUCGGGCCUUUCGAGCCAAUCCAUCCCGAAGCUGGCAGUUUUACCACUACCGUCGAGAAGCUGCGCUUCGAGCCACACUUUGGCAGAAUUCUCGUUACCUUCAGUCCGAGGCGCAGUUGUCCCAGGAUCGACCUUUACUCUCAUAA